This is a messenger RNA of Glossina fuscipes, 1937 nucleotides long. RefSeq lists its product as uncharacterized. Lineage: Eukaryota; Metazoa; Arthropoda; Insecta; Diptera; Glossinidae. The record is from RefSeq and is a predicted model, not a curated record. The transcript has 5 exons. Bases 291 to 1874 code for a protein of 527 amino acids.
GGCUUACAAAGAAUUUAACAAUUUGUAAACUCAACAGAAGAAAGAAAGUUUUCUCGAAAGUCGGACGUACUAAGCGGUUGUUGUAUAAGAUCUUACAGCUUAUUUCAAAGUAAAAGAAACUUAUAUCGCACGCGUACGUUCACGUAAAGCCAAGCUAAGCCUAAGACUAGAAACAAAAGAAGAAACAAAAUUAAUUCAACGAAUAAUUGUGAAAGUUUCUUGAAAAAAAAAUAAAAAAAAAUAAAAAUUCAAAAAUUCAAAAAUUAAAUUAUUAAUAAAAAUACUAAAUAAUGUGGCCAGCAAGAGUAAAUGUUGUGCUUGUCGUGGUGUGUAUAAAUCUUUCUUUAGGUUAUUCAAGCCAACAAGGUAAGCGAUCGUCUGAAGACGAAUCAAAUCCUUUACUGGAUAUGGCUUCGAUGUUUAUUCAGGAGGCCUUCAGCGGUCAAAACAAUAAUGCCGCACGUAGCGAUAGUAAUGGGGCUGGUCUAGCCGGCGUUGCUUCCUUGCUUGGCUCCCUUAUGCAUGCGAAUGCGGGAAAUGCGGGAGGGCAAAACACCGAUGCCGGUUCGGGAGCUAUGCAAAUUCUCUCGGGUAUAGGCACUCUUCUAGCCAACGCCGGUACCAGCAACGGUCGUUCAAGUACCACUGGCGGUUUUGAUUCAUCACUAAUUGGCAACGUUUUAGAGAUGUUCACACAGCCGAAUGCCAAUGAAGGAGACAACGAUAGCCAGGCGUCGGCAAAGAGCAAACGGAAUACGGAUGGAUCGUUUGAUUUCAAUUCCAUUAUUCAAAUUGCCUCUGCUUUUCUCAAUCAGGACGGUAACAGAAGCCAUCAAAACCGUGAGCGGCAAAAGCGUUCUAUCGAAUCAAAUAACGAAAGCAAUAUACAAAACGGAAAUGGUUUAAUGGAACUGUUGCCGUUAAUUAUGCAAGCGAUUAAUUCAUUUAAUGGUGCAGAAGGUCAACACGUCCAUGAAAAGCAUAGAGGUCACGCCUGGGUGUUACCACCAUUUCUAGAACACAUUCAUGUGUUAUGGGACCAUUUUUCCAAUUCAGAAUUGGGUGAAGCAUUAUAUGAGCGAUCCGGCGUUAAUCAAAUUUUAAAAGGAUUUAAAGACCGGAAUGGAAAAUUGGAAUUUAAUAAAUUAUUCGAAUCGUUGAACAACCAAUCGUUUCGCAGACGCUGGAUAAAAUCAGCUACACUUUAUUUAGCUGACUGGGCCAGUUAUCUGGCCAAUCCCGACGUUUACUCAAGGUAUUUCCAAACUGCUCAGCUAAUGUUUAAUGGUUUUCUGAAAGCUCAGGGAUAUCCCAAGAGUACCCAUUUCGAUCCUACACGUCCCAGCGAGACUAUAUCAAAUCUGAUCGAUUAUAUGGCUAAACAUCAUUUGAAUGUUAAGAUCGAUUCGCGCCAGUACGUUAAACCUGCGGUCGGUUACUCCAAAGAACUACUAAAGCUUGGUCAAGCAAGAGGUCUUCUUCAAUUUAACGCCACUGAUUUAAGCAAUAAAUUAACGGACACUUUAAAUUUAGAGGUUAUUGAACCGGUUCUGAAAGUUCAUCGUGCGUACCGAUAUAUUGCAAAACAACCGCACUGCGACCGUUACGUUUUAUGUCAGUUAAAUACUCCAGAACAGUUUACAAGGGAUAAAAAAUCGAAUGCUCUUAUCUCGGGUGUUAGCUCAAAAAUUCUUAAAGUUGGUAGCAUAGGUGCUGCCUUUUUUAUUAGCACCGAAACUGAAACACCAUUUUGGACCCUGCUAAAUGUUAUUAAUGCAGCAGCCGAUUGUGACAUUAAGUACCCUGUCGAUUGUAAUGGUUUUCACGAAGGUGAAGCUAAAGUGACGACAGAAUAUGCACAUAACGAAUUGUAAAAUUGGAAAAUAAAUCAUCUCUCUUUCGGCGUAAAAUCUUAUUAUAACUAAACUAUACAUAUA